Myxocyprinus asiaticus (Chinese sucker) is the source of this 3531-nucleotide messenger RNA. Its product is annotated as coxsackievirus and adenovirus receptor homolog. The record is from RefSeq and is a predicted model, not a curated record. The transcript is spliced from 8 exons. The coding region runs from base 103 to 1209 and encodes 368 amino acids. NCBI's taxonomy places the organism in Eukaryota, Metazoa, Chordata, Actinopteri, Cypriniformes, Catostomidae.
CAGACAAGAGAGCAGGUGAUUAAACAGCUGGCUUUUUGGGGGGGGGAUUAUUCUGAGUUUGCUUGCUCCAUUAAGAGGUUUUCUCAGAGAAGACAUUUGGCUAUGAGCAAGCUGUGGUUCAACUGCACCUUACCAGUGUUUGCAUUAUAUGUCAUUGCAGUAUGCCUAAAUCAUGCAGCACUUACUCUGGCCAUACAGGUGACAUCCACUGGACCACAGACUAUCAAGAAAGCUCAGGGGGAGAGCGUUACUCUGGGCUGCACGUACACCGUUGACCCCUCGGAUGUGGGAGCGUUGGACAUUGAGUGGACAGUUGUCAGUCAAGACAUGACCCAGAAAGAUCAGCUGAUCUUAUCUUACACCGGGGGGAAGGAGUACAAGCUGGGAGAUGCAUCCCUCAUGAGUCGUUUCCUGUUUGUUGGAGACCCCAGCCGCGGAGACGCGACGGUCACCAUUUCUGACCUCCAGGUCUUAGACACGGCCACGUACCAGUGUAAAGUGAAGAAAUCACCAGGCAUCGAUUCGAGGAAAAUCACUUUAUUGGUGCUAGUACAACCUUCGGCCCCUAAAUGCUGGGUGGAAGGCAGCGAGGAGAAGGGUGGAACGGUUUCGCUGCGCUGCAAAUCCUCUAAGGGUUCACCUCCUCUAAAAUAUGUAUGGACGAAAGAGAGUGGAAAUAUGCCACCGACCGCAAUACAGAAUCUCCAAACUGGAGAGAUGUUAAUUGGAAACCACAGUGACGGCUACACGGGGAAAUACCUUUGUGAAGUCCGCAAUGAAGUUGGCACAGAACGAUGCACCUACACCCUUCAAGCAUAUAACCCCACUAAUAAAGUGGGAGUGAUUGUGGGAGCUGUGAUUGGUGCAUUGUUGUUGCUGCUCCUCCUCCUCCUUCUGAUCUGGCUUCUGAUUUGCUGCUGCCACAAGCGGCGCUAUGAAAAAGAGGUUGCCAAUGAGAUCAGGGAGGAUGUGGCUGCGCCGGAGAGUCGCCCAGGAAGUCGUAACACAAGCUUCCGUUCUAUACUGAACUACCGUGCCCAUCCAGGCAUUAACUACAGCUCAGUUCGGAAUGCAGAGGUCUUGCGGGCUGGAUCAGGUCGCAGCAGCACUUACACCGAACGGAGUAGAGUCCAAAGGGAAGCCAGUAUGCCUGCUAGUGAUCCUAGGCCUCCGCUACGAUAUGACAGCAAAUAUGGAUACCCUGUAUAACUGACGACCUGCCAGUGGGACUCUGAACUAAAAAGAUUAAACUCACUAAAAACUGUGCAAAACCUUUGCAAGAUUUGUGAACCUUAAACCUGCACAGAAGGCAAACUGCAUAAUAAUAAUUGCAUAAUAGUGAUCUACUAAUAUAUGUGUAUAAUAGUGUUUAUGUAUUUUUGUAUGAUUUUAUUUUAAGUAUUUGCAUAGCUGGACAUUUUGGUUAAAAUGAAAGAAUUUCAUCAGAUUAUGAUGGUAAUUUGAAGAGUUGUUAAACAAAAAAAAAAACUUAAACUACCUUGUAAAUUUGAAAGUAAUAGAUUUAAAAUGUGUGAUCUAAGUGAUUGUUAUGUUACACAAUUAUACACAGUAUUUGGGCACUUAAGCUAUGCUUAAUGUAUGCAUGCAUUAUAUGGCAAAAUAUCAAACUAAGUGGCAUUUAUUUUCACAUGUGUGAACAGACUUUAUAAAUCCACUAAAAAUCAUCUUGACACCAGUUGGUUAAAAGUCAUUGCAAAAAUGGCUCAGAAAAUGUGUUUGCAGAAGCCACUUGGUUUGAUAUUUUGUCAUCUAAUGCAAUGACAUUCUGACAUUUUCAAAAUGUCCAAAAGUGUCUGAAUACUUUUGGGGCCACUGCAGUAGGAACGUUUGGUGAAAUAUGGUUAACAUUAAUGAAUGUUUUCAAAUUGUGACUGAUAAACCUUUAACUUUUAACCUUGGAAGCUUAAAAAUGAAAUGUUAAAGUAAAUGACUCGUUUAUACGUUUACACAUUUAAUAUCAGACUUUGGUUUAAAAUAGGCAAUUUUUUAUCAUUCAAAGUAAUAGUACACAAACUGUUAGAAUGAUGUUCAAAACACGUAUGAUUUUCUUGCUUCCCUGAAACACAAAACCAAUGUUCAUUGAAACUAUUCCUUUUAAGUUCUAAAAAAGUAACCUGAAUAUCUUAAGAUGUCUGUAAUUCAUUUUUGGUUGCUGGAGAAAACUUCCCCUGUGAAUUCACCUGCCCUGACAAGCAUUCAUUUCAAAUGAGCACUGUGAUUGGAGAUGAUGGGGAAAUAAAUAAUUUGCUGUGUCUGAUUUGCAGCUGCCAACUAACAGGUCAAUCAAUGCACUGCUGUGGUAAUUCUGUACAAGAGCGCCCCUUGGCUGCAGUGUCUUUAGAAUCUCCCAUUACCAACCUUCCAAAUUAACUCAGAAAUUACAAAUUACAAUUCUGUCAUUAUUUUAAUGACACUCCAAACCCAUAUGUUGUUAUUACCUGAGCGAAACACAAAAGGAGAAUUUCUUCAUACAGCUUUUUUCCAUAUUAUGACAGUUUAUAGGGACCAAUCUGUCAAGCUCUUCAAAAGAACAUAAAAGUAGUCCAUACGACUCGUGCAGCAUAUUCCAAGUAUUCUGAAGCCAUACAAUAGCUUUCAGUGAUGAACAGACUAGAAUUUAAGCCAUUAUUCAUUCUCAGUUCUCAAAGCAAAUUCGCAAUGUAUGGCACCGGUUAGACAUCUGUUCGCAUGUCUCAUGACCAUAUGCCAUUGUAUAGACAGAAUUUUUUUUUUACAGCAUGCAAAUUUGAAAAAACAUUAGUAAACGAUAACAGAAUUUUCAUUUUAGGGUGAACUAUUCCUUUAAACAGUCUGUUUGGCUCCAAUACAUUUUUUCUUGACCAUUUUUGCCUAAUAACCUCUGAUUAUGGGGAAAAUGUGUCUCGACUAAUGAAAGGAAAAUAAGAAGAGUGCAUGCGAGAAAGAAAAGGAGAUCUAAAAGAAAUAAGACCCAUGUGUGUUUCAUGAACCUGUACACAGCGUAAUUGUCCUUAUUGGUCGUUUGUAGCAGGUGACCAAUAUCCUGUGUGUGUGUAUGACGACACCCCCAAGUCUCUAUGAUAUUCUGGUCUCUAGAUAUGACUUAUUAAAAGCAUUAGCACAGGUCUUGUCAACACAUUGCAUGAUCUGAUAUAUUGUUUAUGUCCAUUGCCUGAGUAUGAGCAAUAAUAAUAGUGAUACUUGCUUUAGUUAAUAAUAUAAUUAUAGUUCUGUAGCAUAUGCAUGUGAUGUUUUAUUCAAAACAAUUCUGGAUGACAGAUUGUUCUCCAUAUUGAAGCAUUAAACCUGUUUGUCAAUUAAGAAAAAGUGGCUUUGGUGAUUUAAAUAUUGUUUGCUGGACAAAAACACAGUAUUAUAAUGGUUGUGCAAUGAUUCAGUGAGACAAUGUCUUGACUGUGACUCAGUGGCGGAUUUAGGCAUAGGCAACAUGGGCAGCCACCCGGGGUGGCAUCUUGCCGGGGGCAGCACGGGGCGCUUGCCGGGGGCUGAUUGGGUAAAUCUUAUUGCAAC